Arachis stenosperma is the source of this 1650-nucleotide messenger RNA. RefSeq lists its product as uncharacterized. Gene Ontology annotation, molecular function: nucleic acid binding; RNA-DNA hybrid ribonuclease activity. Lineage: Eukaryota; Viridiplantae; Streptophyta; Magnoliopsida; Fabales; Fabaceae. The coding region runs from base 1 to 1650 and encodes 549 amino acids. Gene Ontology annotation, biological process: DNA integration. The transcript is spliced from 3 exons. The record is from RefSeq and is a predicted model, not a curated record.
AUGGUUCAAUGGGCUAUAGAGCUAUCUGAGUUUGACCUCGGGUAUGAAACUCGGAUGGCAAUAAAAGCUCAAUGCCUCACCGACUUCGUAGCAGAAUAUGCAGGAGAUCAAGAGGAAGCCACCACAGCAUGGGAGCUAUACGUGGAUGGAUCCUCUAAUAAAGUCAGAAGCGGUACAGGCAUAAUAUUGGUCAACCAGAAGGGAACUCAAAUAGAAGUCUCCCUCAAAUUCGAGUUUCCUGCUUCUAACAAUCAUGCAGAGUAUGAAGCCUUGAUUGCAGGACUAAAGCUGGCAGAGGAAGUCAGCGCGACCAAAGUAGUCGUGUUCAGCAACUCCCAGGUGGUGACCUCCCAGAUCAAUGGAUAUUACCUGGCUAAAGAUCCCAAUAUGAAGAGGUACUUGGACAAAACUCUGGAGCAUCUUGGGCGAUUCUUGGAAACUGAGGUGAAACACAUAACUCGAGAUCUCAAUAGUAGAGCAGACGUCCUCUCCAAAUUAGCAAGCACCAAACCCGAAGGGAAUAAUAGAAGCAUGAUUCAAGAAACUCUCCAAAAACCCUCUGUCACAAAAGCAGAGGUUAAGCAAGACAUCCUUGAAGUAUCUAGAUUAGACCUCGGAUGGAUGAAUUCACUAGUCGAAUAUCUGGAAUUCGACAUCCUACCCAAAGAGGAGAAAAAGGCCAAGAAAAUCCGGAGGAAAGCACAUAACUAUACCUUGGUGAAAAAUAUCCUCUAUAAGAAUGGGAUAUCCACACCAUUGUUAAAGUGUGUCCCGCCUUUAAGGGCAACAGAAGUCUUAGAGGAGAUCCACAAUGGUAUCUGCGGGAACCAUCUCGGAGUAAGGUCUUUCGCUAGGAAAGUCAUACGAGCCGGGUUUUACUGGCCGACUUUGCAGAAAGAUGCCACCAAAUUCGUAAAGAAAUGUCAGCCAUGCCAAAUGCAUGCAAACUUCCACGUUGCUCCCCCCGAGGAGCUUAUUAGCAUAACUUCUCCACGGCCUUUUGCAAAAUGGGGAUUGGACCUAUUAGGACCCUUCCCCCAAGCGCCUGGACAAGUGAAAUAUCUAAUAGUGGGAGUAGACUACUUCACAAAGUGGAUCGAAGCAGAACCGUUAGCCACUAUCACAACCCAGAGAAGUCGAAAGUUCUUCUACCAGAACAUUAUCACAAGGUAUGGUGUCCCCUACUCCAUCACUACUGAUAAUGGAACUCAGUUCACCGACUCCACCUUCAGAAACUUGAUAGCCAAAGCCAUGAUACCAGUUGAAAUCAAUGAGCAAAGUCCAAGGGUGAGCUUCUACGACGAGGUUGGCAACAUAAAGGGGCACAAGGAAGAGCUAGAGCAACUCCCUGAAGUCCGAGAACAAGCCCAAAUAAGGGAAGCAGCGUUGAAACAAAGAGUGACAAACAGAUACAACAAGAAAGUCAUUCGAAGAAGCUUCAUCCCAAACGACUUAGUCUUGAUCAGAAAUGACAUUGGUGUCAACAAGUCGGGAGAAGGAAAGCUUGCUGCUAAUUGGAAAGGGUCAUAUAAGAUAAGUGAAGUCUUAGGAAAGGGAUACUACAAGGUAACCGACCUGAGUGAAAAGCGUUUUCCUGAAGGGGGUUUUAAUGAGGCAUCAAAGUGGAGGCUAGGGAAGAGUAAGUCUUAA